AACACGAAGAGCUUCAGAGGACCAACACAGCUCCAACCGUGCACAAAAAACACAGACUCACAGGAAAUCACGGCAAAUUAUUAGGCACCUUGGAAGAAAAGCUUCAGAAAUGUGUGUCCGUGUGUGUGUGCGGGGAGGAUUAACACGCCGGCGAACAACACUUGAAUCUGACGGAUAAAUGACUUGAGAAACUCUGGUCGAAGUCUGUGGACAAAAGGCGCUUUUAUGGGAAAUGAAUGUAAAACAGCAACCUGAUGUGAUCGAGCGACCCGCCAGCCUUUUUGUUCCAACUUCGCAGACAAAAUCUGGGAUAGCGCUGCUGUACAAUGAGGAGAGCGACAAUACGUACGAUGUCUGCCUGAAGCUCACCAAAGAGCUUUUAACCAUCCAGAAGCUGGAUGUGGUUUGCACACGAGGAAGCGAGUCCCACGUAAAUCACAGAACUGUUGUACUGCGGAGACAGGCGGCUGGCGGUCUGGGCUUAAGCAUCAAAGGCGGGGCUGAGCACAACGUGCCUGUAGUCAUUUCAAAGAUUUUUAAAGAUCAAGUAGCUGACCAGACGGGGAAGCUGUUUGUCGGAGACGCCGUCUUACAGGUCAACGGCAUCAAUGUGGAGCACUGCGCCCAUGAAGAAGUUGUUCACCUCUUACGCACUGCUGGAGAUGAGGUCACCAUCACUGUUCAGUAUCUGCGGGAGGUUCCAUCAUUUCUCAAACUCCCUCUGGGUUCUCCUGGGCCGUCGUCUGAUCACAGUCGAGAGUCAUCGCCACUGUUCGACAGCGGCUUACAUUUAAACGGAAAAAACACGGCUCUGUUGCCCCCUUCGCCCUCAGCUAAUGAACCAAAGUAUGAGAAGCGCUGGCUGGACGCCGUCUGCGUGCCCUUGUUGAUGGCCAGAGUCUCCAGAUACAAAGCUGGUACCGAUAAAUUAAGGUCCAACUGUUUUGAAGUCUUUGCCUUGGAUGGAUCUCGCACCAAUGUUCUCCAGUUUUGCACUGCAACAGAAAGCACAGAUUGGCUCCAAGCAAUAUCGACAAAUAUCAAUGACUUGACAUUGGAGAAUAUAAAGAUGGUUAAUAAAUACUGCUCUUCAGAUGACCAGGUUGUCCACAUGGGCUGGACGUGCGAGUGCGCCGAAAGAAAAGCUGCUGCUGGAACCUCAGCGUUCAAGUUCCUGGCAUUGAGAGGGCCCUAUUUUUAUAUCUUCAAAGGUCCUCCGAUCAAUGCGUCUGACUGGGGACAAGCUGAAACAACAUAUAACCUCCAUGAGGUUCUUUUCAAGGUCCACAAGCUGUGGAUGGCAGAGGAUUGUUGGCUCCAGGCGAGGCUCUACUUGGGCCUGGAGCAUUCGCCCGAGCAGCAGGACAGUGACUCACUGUGCUUCAGCAUUCUGGUUGGCCACAGCCAGAGUCACACCUUCAGGGUAGAACUGGCCAGUGAUCUGGCAGCCUGGGAGAAGUCCUUCCAGAAAGCAGUCUUCAUGGAAGUGCAGCGAAUACAAUCCAAAAGCUACAUGUGCAGCAGUCAGGGGAGCGCGCUGCGCUUCACUGUGGAUUUUGGAUCGGGCUUCACCUGCUCAGACGCCACUUCAAAGACGGUGCUGUGGAGGUACAAGUUCUCUCAACUUAAAGGCUCAUCUGAUGAUGGGAAAACCAGGGUAAAGCUCCUCUUCAAGAACGCUGAAAGCAAACAAAUAGAAAUGAAGGAACUAGAGUUUGGCAAUCUCACAGCCGUCCUCCACUGUAUUCAUUCUUUUAUCGCUGCCAAAGUGGCCUCUAUGGACCCUCUCUUUAUGUGCAGUCAAACCUACCCGGGAAACUACAUGAACAUUUAAGACGACGUCCUUGUGGUCACGUGCACCUGCAGCAAAUCAGCACGAAUUUAUGCACAAAGUUGUAUCUCGUCCUUAUUUUUUACAUGAACUCCAUAAUGUGUGGAGGGGUGGCUGAACAGCAGAAAAUGUUUUGUCCACACACUAACAAAUUGACUUUUUUUGCCACCU
Messenger RNA from Thalassophryne amazonica, 2002 nucleotides. It is a transcript of the gene sntg2, whose product is annotated as syntrophin, gamma 2. Lineage: Eukaryota; Metazoa; Chordata; Actinopteri; Batrachoidiformes; Batrachoididae. Gene Ontology annotation, cellular component: dystrophin-associated glycoprotein complex; intracellular anatomical structure. The record is from RefSeq and is a predicted model, not a curated record. The transcript is spliced from 17 exons. Gene Ontology annotation, molecular function: structural molecule activity; protein binding. The coding region runs from base 233 to 1834 and encodes 533 amino acids.